UUUCAGCCGGCCGCUAUUUUUUUUUAGCCUGCGAUGGCCGGCGUUAACCGCGCUUCGGUUAGUACUAAGUAUACCCAAUUAGUUAGGUUAUGUACACCAAUGUCUAUCGUUCAGGGUUAUAGUUCUAGUGAAGAUGAUGAUACUGGAGAGACUGUUCUGGGACAACUUCCCGUAUACGAAUUGGAGGUCUAUAGCGAUCUCCAGCCCCAAACUAAGACUUCCACUAACAUUCAGCGAGUUGUGGGUGGGACCAUUCAACAGUCGUACUUAGACGUAGCGACGUUAAAGAAGUCAAGCCGAACAUCAGCAGAGUCGAAGCAGCUUCAAAGGGAGCUAAAGAAGAAGAGAAAACUACAGAAAGACGGGGAGUGGUCAUCGCCAUGGGCCGAGUAUGAUGAUGAAGAGACGGCUAAGGAAGUAGUUGAACAACAACAAGAAGAAGAACAAGAAGAAGAACAAGAGGAAGAGGAACAGGAACAAGAACAGGUAGAAGAAGAAGACACAGACCUGCUGGCUGAGUUCAAACCCCACUCAGAAUUCGUAGGUUCCUCCCAGUACGAUUACUUGGGUAGAUCAUAUAUGCACAUUCCUCGGGAUUUGGGUAUAGACUUGACCAGGUCGACAAGUCAGCAUGAAUGUUAUGUACCUAAAACAAUAUUGCAUACAUUCGAUGGACAUGAUAAGGGAGUUACCAAAUUGGAAUAUUUCCCGCAAUCAGGACACUUGUUAUUAUCUGCUGGUAAUGAUGGACUUAUAAAACUCUGGGAUCUCUACCAUAAACGAGAAUUACUCCGAGUAUAUACUGGCCAUACCCAUUCGGUUAGAGAUGUAUCAUUUAAUAAAUCCGGAUCCGAAUUCAUUCUGUGUGGAUUCGAUAAACAAAUACAUAUCUGGAAUACUGAAACAGGACAAAUCCGUAAGACGAUAAGGGUCAAGGCACUUCCUAAUACGGUAAGGUUCCAUCCUCAAAAUCAGAAUGAAUUUAUUGUGGGAUUAAGUAAUCAUAAGAUUGAACAUUAUGAUAUGGAUACUUUACAUUAUCAGGUACCCAUCCAAUCAUAUGAUCAUCAUUUAGGAUCCAUCAAUUCAUUAACAAUAAUCGAUGAAGGGAAUCGAUUUAUGUCAACGGCCGAUGAUAAGACAGUUCGAUUUUGGGAUUGGCAGGUCAAUAUUCCUGUCAAGUUCAUAUCUGAUCCGUCACAACAUGCAUUGAAUGCUCCUGUAGUAUACCCUGGAGGUAAUUAUAUUGCAUUUCAAAGUGCCGAUAACUCUAUAAGAGUCAUUCAAGGGUAUGGUAAAUAUAGGUUUAAUAAGAAGAAAUUGUUUAAAGGUCAUUUAGUGGCAGGGUAUAAUAUUGGGAUUGAUAUAUCUCCUGAUGGUAAAAUCAUCUGUAGUGGAGAUAGUCAAGGUCAAGUCUACUUUUGGGAUUGGAAAUCUGGUAAACUUAUCAAUAGUAUUAAAGUUAGUAAAAGGCCAAUUAAUGGAAUAAAAUUCCAUCCCCAAGAGCCCAGUAAAGUGGUGGCCGCAGGGUUAUCGGGAGAGAUAUAUUACUGUGACUGAAUGAAUGUAUGU
Molecule: messenger RNA, 1572 nt
Organism: Scheffersomyces amazonensis
Lineage: Eukaryota; Fungi; Ascomycota; Pichiomycetes; Serinales; Debaryomycetaceae
Exons: 1
Coding region: 34-1560 (508 amino acids)
Biological process (GO): mRNA splicing, via spliceosome
Cellular component (GO): catalytic step 2 spliceosome
Molecular function (GO): mRNA binding; protein binding
Source: RefSeq, a predicted model, not a curated record